GCUUGUGCUGGGUUGCCUCUUGAGUUGGGUAGUGUGCUGGCUGGCGAUUGAGUGAUUGACUAUCAGUGUGGGAACACCAGCCUAUUGAACGGGAGGUGUCUGACUGUGAGCAACAAUCACUCCUGCAGUUUGGGGCUUUUUUUUUCAACAGACCGAGCCCAUCAAAAGGCGUUUCUAAUGCAAAAGGACUGAGCCGAAACAUUCUGCGAAGUUGCGGGUCCGCCGCGACCCCCCUCCCUCGCCACCUGCCUGCAACCCCCCGGCAGCCGGCGCGUAUUGGGGAGAUGGCGAUGCUGCUCGACGGUGGAGCCCAGUUCCCCACCCUGGGGGUGGGUGCUUUCGGCAGCCCCCGGCAUCAUGACAUGUCGAGCCGGGAGCCCACUCUGGGGCUCGGCGCCUUCUGCGACUCGCCGCAUCCCGGAGCGUUCAAACUCAACCCGGGGGCUCACGAGAUCUCGGCCGGACAGACUUCGGCUUUCACCCCUCAGGCAUCAGGCUACGCUGCCGCCUUGGCUCCUCACGCCGGCCAGGUUUGUUCCUACGGCGGGACGCCGUUCAACUCCAGCCGGGAGUUCCUGUUCCGCAACCGGAGCGGCGCGAUCGGAGAGUCCGGUCCCGCCGGCUCCCAGCACGGCCUUUUUGCAUCGGCGUCCGCAGCGAUGCACGGACCCCCGGGCAUGGUCGACCCCCCGGGACACCUACUAUUCCCUGGACUACACGAGCAACCCUCCAGCCACUCGUCGCCCGCUGGACACGUCGUGAACGGCCCGAUGCGGCUCGGCUUGCAAGGGGACCUGUUCGGGAGAGGUGACCCUUACCGAGGCGUGGGCAACCCGAGGAACGAGCCCUACUCGGCCGCUCCGCUACACAACUACAGCCCGAUGAACAUGACGGUGGGAAUGAACGUGGCGGGGCACCAGGGGCCCGGGGCUUUCUUCCGCUACAUGCGGCAGCCCAUCAAGCAGGAACUGCCCUGCAAGUGGGUGGAAGAGGUUCAGGCCAGUCGCGGCAAAAGCGCUUGCGAGCGGACAUUCGGCAGCAUGCACGAACUGGUGGCCCAUCUCGCCGUGGAACAUGUCGGCGGCCCCGAGCACUCUCCCCACAUCUGCCACUGGGAGCACUGCCCCAGAGCGGGCAAGUCCUUUAAGGCCAAAUACAAACUCAUCAACCACAUCCGUGUGCACACGGGCGAGAAACCCUUCCCCUGCCCCUUCUCCGGCUGCGGGAAAGUGUUCGCCAGGUCGGAAAACCUGAAGAUCCAUAAACGGACUCAUACAGGUGAGAAGCCAUUUAAGUGCGAGUUCGAGGGCUGCGACCGGCGGUUCGCCAACAGUAGCGACCGCAAGAAGCACAUGCAUGUGCACACGUCGGACAAGCCGUACAUCUGCAGGAUGUGUGACAAGUCGUAUACCCACCCCAGCUCCCUCCGCAAGCACAUGAAGGUCCACGAAUCUCAGGGUUCGGACUCGUCGCCUGCGCCGAGCUCCGGGUAUGAGUCGUCCACUCCCCCGGCCCUGCUCUCAUCCAACAGCGAAGACCCCAGGAAGAGCGGGGCACCGGGCGCUCAGCACAACCCCAGCCACAACCCGCCGCUACCCCCCAAUUUUAACGAGUGGUACGUGUGAUGGCCGGGGACUGGGGAGAAGGGUGCCGGCGCCUCGCCAACUCGGACCUGUUGAACCUUUGCCCGGCACAAAGCUGCCGAUUGCAAGCGGCUGCGGUUGGCUCCGUUUUCAAGGCAAAAAAAAUUGCCGAUCGCCACCGAGAGCACAUUUAGGAUUUCAACCGAUUGCAUCGGCGCGUCAGAGGUGAUGAAUUUUGUUUGGUUGACUUAGCGGUAUUUGUUGGUGGGGUGGGACGUCGCUAUUCGCUGUGAAUUCAUGGCGUCUGCGAGGUAAAAUCCAGACAGUCUUAAAAGAAAGUGCCAAAGUCCUGUUAUGUCUUGAAGUUAAAACAAUCCUUGUGAAUGUAUUUCCUGUCUGACUGGGUCAAAGUUGUAGUUGUGCCAUGCUUAUCGCGGGUCGCGCCGCCGUGUUACCCGCGCACAUUGUGACAAUUGAACGUUGCCUUUUUUUGUAACAACUACUUUCUGUAAAUAUACAUAUUCAUGAUGUCAUAUUUAUCACUUUGUAAUUUAAUUGUCGAUAUUUACGUGACAUGCUGAAACGAUAUUUAUGAUGAAUUGUUUUCUAACAAACCCUAUGUACAGUUUUUUUUGGAAAAGGAAUUAUAACAAAGUUAACAUUAAACAAUUUUCAUUUACAAACGAA
Messenger RNA from Amblyraja radiata (thorny skate), 2270 nucleotides. RefSeq names its product zic family member 3 heterotaxy 1 (odd-paired homolog, Drosophila) (gene zic3). The coding region runs from base 285 to 1625 and encodes 446 amino acids. NCBI's taxonomy places the organism in Eukaryota, Metazoa, Chordata, Chondrichthyes, Rajiformes, Rajidae. Gene Ontology annotation, biological process: regulation of transcription by RNA polymerase II. The transcript has 3 exons. The record is from RefSeq and is a predicted model, not a curated record. Gene Ontology annotation, molecular function: DNA-binding transcription factor activity, RNA polymerase II-specific; RNA polymerase II cis-regulatory region sequence-specific DNA binding. Gene Ontology annotation, cellular component: nucleus.